GGAAGUGUAGUUAGAAAGGCAGCCACGGUCUGCCCCUCCACGAGUGCGACCCCCGCCCUGGGCCGCCUCCGGGCGCGGGGGCGCCGGUGCUCCCCUGUGGCCCGAGGCCAGGAUUGGGCAGCUCGCUCACUUCCACCGCAGGCGCCCGCGGGGCUGAAAUCCCAUUUGCGUUGUGCUAAAACCUCAUUUCUGCUCCGGGAAACUAGGCAGCCACACUUACUCCUUCGGACGGAUUUAUAUUCCAAGAAUCCGUUUUCAUAGAACGGCUUUUCAGCAGUUUCAAGAUCCUGUCUCCUUAAGUAUGGCACGGGCUAAAGAGAGGUCAGUUUCCCCACUUCGCUCUAGUGACAGGGCUUCGGGCCUAUUAUUCCCACUGUACUUCCCCAUCCAGUACCCGUUCACCUUCUAGAUGCCCUCUGUUGCACUAGUGUAUCUUGCGAGCAGAAGUUUGGAAGAAGUGGACCGACGCGGGGAGAGAGCAGAAGGUUGGAGGAGAGGUAGGAGGGAAAUGAGGGAUCUUACUACAUCAAAAGCCAAGAGAACUUAGUGUUUCUGGGAGGAGACAGGACUUGACCAGCAGUAUCUGAAGCUGCAGAGAACUCAAGGAAAGUGGAAUUGCCAGCAUGUUUUUGGCCCAGAGGAGACUUUGCUCCCUUGGAAGUAGAGCAGAAUUCCUGAAGACAAUUUAUUCUUCAAAACUCCUUGGACUCCCUACUUCUGCUAAAAUGUCUUUGAAAAUUACCAAUGCAAAGCGAAUUGAAGGCCUUGAUGGUAAUGUAUGGAUUGAAUUUACCAAGUUGGCUGCAGACCCCUCUGUUGUGAAUCUUGGCCAAGGCUUCCCAGAUAUACCCCCUCCUAUAUACGUAAAGGAAAAAUUAUCAAAGAUUGCAGCAAUUGACAGCCUAAACCAGUAUACACGAAGCUUUGGUCAUCCAUCGCUUGUGAAAGCUCUAUCCUGCUUAUAUGAAAAAUUUUAUCAGAAGCAAAUCAAUCCAGAUAAUGAAAUCCUCGUGACAGUAGGAGCAUAUGGAUCUCUUUUUAAUGCCAUUCAAGGAUUAAUUGAUGAGGGAGAUGAAGUCAUAAUAAUGGUGCCUUUCUAUGACUGCUAUGAGCCCAUGGUGAGAAUGGUUGGAGCAACACCUAUUUUUAUUCCCCUGAGAUCUAAACCCGUCAAUGGGAAAAAAUGGUCUAGUUCUGACUGGACCUUGGAUCCUCAAGAACUGGCAAGUAAAUUUAACUCCAAAACCAAAGCUAUUAUACUGAAUACGCCACAUAAUCCCAUUGGCAAGGUAUAUACCAAAGAAGAACUCCAAGUAAUUGCUGACCUUUGCAUCAAAUAUGACACACUCUGCAUCAGUGAUGAGGUUUAUGAGUGGCUUGUAUAUACUGGAAAUAAGCACAUAAAAAUAGCUACUUUGCCAGGCAUGUGGGAGAGAACAAUAACAAUAGGAAGUGCCGGAAAAACUUUCAGUGUAACUGGCUGGAAGCUUGGCUGGUCCAUUGGUCCUAAUCAUUUGAUAAAACAUUUACAGACAGUUCAACAAAACACCAUUUAUACUUGUGCUACGCCUUUACAGGAAGCCUUGGCUCAAGCUUUUUGGAUUGACAUCAAGCGUAUGGAUGACCCAGAGUGUUACUUUAAUUCUUUGCCAAAAGAGUUAGAAGUAAAAAGAGAACGGAUGGUACAUUUACUUGAAAGUCUUGGCCUAAAACCCAUAGUCCCUGAUGGGGGAUACUUCAUCAUUGCUGAUGUGUCUUCACUAGAUGCAGACCUCUCUGAUAUGAAGGACAGCAAUGAACCUUAUGACUAUAAAUUUGUGAAAUGGAUGACUAAAAAUAAGAAACUGUCAGCCAUCCCAGUUUCUGCAUUCUGUAACGCAGAGACCAUAUUACAGUUUGAGAAGUUUGUGAGAUUUUGCUUCAUUAAAAAAGAUAGUACAUUGGAUGCUGCUGAAGAAAUCAUUAAGGCAUGGAAUAGACAGAAGUCUUGAUUUGUGCAGACUAUUUCUACAAGAUGACCUAAUAAGGAACUGUUACUUAGUGCUGCCAUCUGCUGGACAUUGAAAAACAAGUAUUUCAGUACAGAUGAAAUUUGGAGAGAAUUUUCCAAAAUGUUAACCCCACUGGUUUGUUUUGUUUUGUUUUGUUUUUUUCAGUUGAAAUGUAUGAAAACACCUUCCAUUACCAUUUUAUGAGAAGCAGUGUAGCAUUUUGGUUAAGAAUUGUGAGAAGCUGGUUGGUGCUUAACCUCUUAUUGCUUCAGUUUCCUCAUCAUAAAAGGGGAAUAAAAUAUAGCACCUACUUUAGGAUCCCUGGCUGGCUCAGUUGGUAGAGCAUGCAACUCUUGAUCUUGGAGUCAUGAGUUCAAGGCUCACAUUGGGCAUGGAGACUAUGCAAAAAGAAAAACAACAGCACCUACUUCAGAUGAAGUUUGUGAGCAUAAAAGAGAUUGAUAUCUGUAAAACUUCAGUAAACACUCAACUAAAGUUAGCUAGUUUCAUUACUUCACCCUGUAUAAAAACUCUUAGCCAGUUAUACUCCCUCAACUCCAUUUUCUUGCUUUGUCUACCCACAUGUAGUUCUCUCCCCUUCAUUUACCAAUGGGUUUGAAAUUUGCUCACAAUUUUGCUUCUCUGUCCCCGAUACUGCCAUCAUCUGGAGUAGCUUCAAGGUUUACGGAGACUGCCUAGGCCAUUAGCACUUUGACCUCCUCACCUUUAGUGAGCCACUUACCCUCUUGGGCACACCCUGAACCUUCAUCAUUUAAAGCUGUGCCAACUUUGAGAUAAUAAAUUAGUCAUCUCACACUGUAA
This is a messenger RNA of Suricata suricatta (meerkat), 2813 nucleotides long. It is a transcript of the gene KYAT3, whose product is annotated as kynurenine aminotransferase 3. Gene Ontology annotation, biological process: biosynthetic process. Gene Ontology annotation, molecular function: L-kynurenine:2-oxoglutarate transaminase activity; pyridoxal phosphate binding. The transcript is spliced from 15 exons. Lineage: Eukaryota; Metazoa; Chordata; Mammalia; Carnivora; Herpestidae. Bases 624 to 1991 code for a protein of 455 amino acids. Gene Ontology annotation, cellular component: mitochondrion; cytoplasm. The record is from RefSeq and is a predicted model, not a curated record.